AUGGCGCCUCUAUUUGCCAAACGUCUAAGCUGUUUCUACUGCGGCCAACGCACUGUCCAGACGCAGAAAGGAGCGGUCCGCAAGUGGCGCUGUCCGCAUUGCGAAGCCAUCAACUAUUUGGACGAGAAAGGAGAAAUUACAGAUCCUCCGGCAGCUGAAACGAACCCCGAUGUGUAUGGACCCGACGCCUCGAGCCCGCCGUUUGAGACGGCCGACUUUACCGGCUCCGGACUGUUUUGCGCGCAGUGUGUCCGCAAUCAACAUCUAUUCACGAGUGCUUUAGCGUCAUACUUUCCCCCGACCGAUGACCCGAACUAUGCCGCUUAUGAACGCGAAUAUCCGAAGUUCCGUCAGAACCUGGAGGAACGCUAUCCUCAGGUAUGCGUCAAGUGUGAACCUCGGGUGCGAGACCGCAUUCGUCAGGCGGGAUACGAAGCCAAAUCGGAUCAUCUGCGACGGAUGAUGGACCGGAGUAAGGCGGGCCGCGCCGCAAGGCAAGCGCGAAACUGGAAUUGGAGGAGUCUGCUGGUGUUCGCAGGUGCGAUCGGUUACUGGACGAGUAUUGCUGGCCAAUUUUCCUGGAACAUGUGGUCUGCCCUGGACACAGAAGAUGCCUUGCGAGAUCCUGAUGACGCCGUGAAACCAUUCUCUAGAGCCUCAUGCGUUCAUCAGGUCCUGGAAACGCGUCGUGUGCCUGCAAGUUGCUCCGUGGACUUGGCCCCCUAUGCUGGUUUAGCCUUGGUUGCGGGCAUUCUUUCUAUAUGGUACAAUCCUAAGCUGCGGCUGAAGGUCGAAGGGAGAGGCGGCCGUUUUGUUGGCCUUGGGGAAUAUUACAAGGUACAGCUCAUCGUCAUGGUGGUCCGAUGCGCCUUCUGGGGUGUGAUGAGAGAUCCUUCGUCGAGUGGGCUGGAGCCUACAUUACCACCUGCUCUGCAUAUUUUUAUGGUCUUCUUCACGAUUCUAUCGGUUAUCAUUUCUCGGCGCAUUGUGAAGUAUGACACACGUCCUCUGGUGGUAUGGAACGAGGACACACCAGUGUCCACACCGAUUCAAAAACGCUAUGCCUCGCCUGUGCAGACUACAGGUCAGAAGCAAUCUUUGUCUACGGCGUUCGAUCCUCUCCCACGGCCCAGCCCUCGUUUCCCCCUAGAGAAGCUCGCCAGCCCUCGCGCUGCUCCACAGGAGCAGUCAAUCCCGACACCUCCCCCCGAGGGCGAAGGUGGUGACAUGGAUUGGACUCCUUCCGUGCAGCACGUCCAGCGCGAAAUCACACCCACAGUAAGCGUUCAUCGAAGGGACCAGAAAUCCGUUCUCGACGGGCCUCUACCAUUUUACGGAUCUCUGCCCGCUGCCCCGGUGCCGCCGUCAUGGAACCUGCGCAGCCGACCAGUCCAACGGCCGAAGCCCAUCGAACAGGUUGUGGAACGUAACCCUUUCCAUCGUACACCCACCCAGGCGUCGAAUUCAUGGGGAAGGGCUUCUGGUCACUCGGAUGUCUCUUUCGCACCGCCCAAGUUCUUUCCUAUGAGUGAUCAUGUUGCGUCUACUGGGUUGGAGAGCCUGUUUGACCGGACUUUCACUAUCAAGUCGCCCGAAGACGAGGAGCCGAACAGCUACCGUUCACAGCAGCGGCCAGUGGACACACAUCCUCGACACUCGACUGGAAUGCAGCGCUUUUUCAUCUUUCAGUAUCUUCGAUUGGGGCUGCUUAUAGCCUCGAUUGCGGCUUGGGCUCUUUCACAGCAUGGGCAUCUUUCACUCCCGGGAAAUUACAUCGAGGUAGCUUCCCUGGGCAGCGCUAGUCUUAUCGCUGGAUUUGCUUUGCUUGAAACGUUGAAGCAGCCCAUCGCACAGUGGAACGGGAUGGAAAUUCUGGUCUACCUUGCUGAGCUUGUUGCAGCCGUGCAUAUUGGGGGUAAUCUCCCGCGCGUGUCGUUCGAGCGCCAAUACUUUGACCGGUACGGGAAGCUUCUCUUGGUCUUCAUGGCCGUGCAGGAGGCGUUAACACUGCUUAAUUUGUAUCGAUUUGUGUCAAACGCCGCCAGUCCCCAGGAGCAGUCGCACCGACCCGGACCUUCAAACGGAGACCCCGGAAAUACCUUUAGGGCUGGGCGUGAUAGUCGAGACCUCCAGUCGUUCACCACUCAGUCCUCCGCUCCGGCCUUGUCCUUCUCCUCAACCGCCGCUGGGUCGAGUUUUACGAUGCAGACUCCGGAACCACAAUAUCGGACGGCUUUUCCGACUUUUGAUAGCGGGUUCAACCGGGACCAUAGCUUCAGCCUGAGCAGUCUGAAGGACAACGAAUCCGAUGUGUCUGAUCCAUUGGAUCGCGAUUCCGACACUGAAACUACCAUGACGACAGCCACCACGGCUACGAAUAACACAAUCCAUAAUAUCCGCUACGGGAGGAACCCCAGCGAUACAUUUUUCUCUCCGAAGCGGUCCGAGCUGGGUCCCGGACUGGGCGGCCUGAGUCUGGACGACGGACCACGACGUGUGACCCGGAGUCAGAGCCAGAGAAUGCAUGGUUCUGAUGGGGCGCGGCGGAUGCCCAGAGUGCGGUGA
This is a messenger RNA of Aspergillus terreus NIH2624, 2565 nucleotides long. RefSeq lists its product as uncharacterized. Lineage: Eukaryota; Fungi; Ascomycota; Eurotiomycetes; Eurotiales; Aspergillaceae. The record is from RefSeq and is a predicted model, not a curated record. The transcript is spliced from 3 exons. Gene Ontology annotation, cellular component: nuclear inner membrane; microtubule organizing center attachment site; mitotic spindle pole body. Gene Ontology annotation, biological process: nuclear inner membrane organization. The coding region runs from base 1 to 2565 and encodes 854 amino acids.